Ilex paraguariensis (yerba mate) is the source of this 991-nucleotide messenger RNA. The record is from the annotation of a GenBank genome assembly. Lineage: Eukaryota; Viridiplantae; Streptophyta; Magnoliopsida; Aquifoliales; Aquifoliaceae.
AGGUGGGAGUAUGUUCAGCAACCGUCUGUGAAGACCUUUCCAACUGGACACAUCACCUUGAUUGAAAAAAUUGUCAUAGAAGUAACCCAACCUUAAAAUUGUUUAAUGAUUGAUUUUUAUACUAGUAAGUUCAAGCCCUUUUUUAUCCCUUUGUAGGUCUUUGAAUUUUUAGUCAAUAUAACAUUAUAAUAUGCCAAACAUGCAGUCGGAAAACUUUUCUAUCAUACACGGAUAUGAUGGAAGGUCUUUUCAACGACAUUAUGUAAAUCAGGACUUCGGAAAUAGUAUUUUCUUUUCAAAAACUCACAAGUACAGAUUACAAUGUUACUACGUUGAACCAGGUGCUUUAAUCAAUAAGUUCAAUGUGUCGUGUUAUUGGAAGUUGCAUAGGUAUCUUCGGCGGGACCAUUGGCUUGCUAGCUGGUUGAGAAGAGAAAUCCAAGCUUUAAUUCAGGAGGAAAAUGUUGAGAUUAUAGUGCAUCACAUUGUUGGUGUGGUAGACUCAUUGAAAAGAAAAGAGCAUAAAUCUUCAGGAAAUACACCAGAAGCAAAACAAGAAGAGUUCAAGACAUUGGUCUCUCAGGCGGCCAGGCCUUUCCUAACAGGUCGGACAGAUAGAUUUGUAAUCGAGUUGGAACUGUUUCUCGCUUCAGGAUUGAAUAUUGAAGCCUAUGAUCGAGUUUAUAUUCAACAUUUGGGCUGGAAAAUUCCUGAAAUAACUGGUGAGGAUGAAGCAGGAGAAUUUCAUGCACACGAACCAUCAGUUCCAUCCUUGUAUUUCUUUGACGAGGACUCCAAUGGGAAUGAAUGAACUGUGUCUUGUCAUAAGUCGAGUGCUUUAUUUUUAUUUUAGCUUGCCUAUAAUUGUGGUCUUCUCCAUUAAAAUGGAGAAUUGGAUAUAAAAUGGAGGCAUAUCAAUGAAAAUAAGCAAGUUGCAGUGCCCAUAACAACGUAACAUGAGCUUGUCAAGACAGCUUGUGCUGAAUUCCAU